AUGAGUACUUCUCAGGGAUAUCAAGAUGCCUUGAUUGAGAUUCUUCAGGGGUUUGCUUCUCCAAACAAUGAGAUCCGUUCUGCUGCUGAGAAAAGUCUGAAUCAAAAUUGGAUCACCGCCGAGAACAUCGAGCCACUAUUGAUCUUUCUUGCUGAACAGGCUUCGCUCUCGCAGGAUCUAACUAUAGCUGCUCUUUCUGCGGUUCUGUUCAGAAAACUGGCUCUUAGGGCUCCUCCUUCGUCUAAGACUGUUAUUAUUGCUAAAAACAUUUCUCAUAUCAGCGAAAAUGCUUUACUUCAUAUAAGGUCGACUCUUUUGAAAGGGUUCGUUUGCGAGAGACCCAAGGAUAUAAGGCACAAGCUUUCAGAUGCUAUUUCAGAAUGUGCCAUAGAAGAAUUGCCUGCUUGGCCGGAACUAUUACAGGCCAUCGUGGAAUUUUUGAAAAAUCAAGAUCCUAUAUUCAGAGAGUCCAGUUUCAGAAUUUUGGCUUCUGUACCACAUCUAAUCAACGCGGUCGAUGUAGCAAAUGUUUUGCCUGUGUUUGAAGCAGGUUUCACAGAUGCAAACGACGAAGUAAAGAUAUCAGCUGUCACUGCAUUUGUCGGUUAUUUCAAACAAUUACCAAAAGUUCAUUGGUCUAAUAUUGGUGUUUUACUACCAAGUCUAUUGAACAGUUUGCCUAAAUUCUUGGAUGACAAUAAAGAUGACGCUUUAGCUUCCGUUUUUGAGUCCCUAAUCGAAUUAGUAGAAUUGGCUCCAAGAUUAUUCAAAGGUAUGUUUGACCAAAUUAUUCAAUUCUCCGAUAUUGUCAUCAAAAAUAAGGAUUUAGAAACGCACGCAAGAACUACAGCAUUGGAAUUAUUAACUGUAUUCAGUGAAAAUGCUCCUCAAAUGUGUAAAUCCAAUCCAAAUUACUCUCAAUCCCUUGUAAUGAAUACUCUGUUAAUGAUGACAGAAGUCUCCUUUGAUGAUGAUGAAGCUUCUGAAUGGAGAGAGUCAGAUGACACUGAAGAUGAAGAAGAGGUCACAUACGAUCAUGCACGUCAAUCCUUAGAUCGUGUUUCUUUAAAAUUAGGUGGUGAGUAUUUGGCUCCAACUUUAUUCCAAUAUUUACAACAAAUGGUUAAAUCAAGUGAAUGGAGAGAAAGAUUUGCAGCAAUGAUGGCCUUAUCUUCUGCUGCAGAAGGUUGUCAAGACGUCUUAAUAGGUGAAAUUCCAAAAAUUCUUGAUAUGGUCAUUUCCUUAAUCAACGAUCCACAUCCAAGAGUUCAGUACGGUUGUUGUAAUGUAUUAGGUCAAAUUUCUACUGAUUUUGCUCCAUUAAUUCAAAGAACUUCCCAUGAUAGAAUUGUUCCUGCUUUAAUUUCAAAAUUGACCCCGGAAUCCCUCGAUAGAGUUCAAACCCAUGCAGCUGCAGCUUUAGUGAACUUCUCUGAACAAGCCAAUCAAGGUAUUCUUGAACCAUAUCUAGACAGUUUAUUGACCAACUUAUUAACACUCUUACAAAGUAAUAAACUUUAUGUUCAAGAGCAAGCUUUGACUACAAUUGCAUUCAUUGCAGAAGCCGCAAAGACUAAAUUUAUCAAAUAUUAUGAUACGUUAAUGCCAUUACUAUUAAACGUUUUGAAAAUGGAAAAUGUUGAUAGUAACGGUGUUCUAAAGGGGAAAUGUAUUGAAUGUGCAACUCUCAUCGCUGCCGCUGUCGGUAAACAGAAAUUUUCAGAACAUUCCCAGGAAUUGAUAAAUCUUUUAUUAGCACACCAAUCAAACUCUGUUGAUGAUGAAAACGAAUCUAUCAGAUCAUACUUGGAGCAUGGAUGGGGUAGAAUAUGUAAAAUUUUAGGGGCUGAUUUUGUUCCUUUACUACCUGUUGUAUUACCACCACUUUUAGAAACUGCUAAAGCUACACAGGAUGUAAGUCUGAUUGAAGAAGAAGAAGCUGCAGAAUUCCAAAAGUAUUCUGAAUGGGAUGUUGUACAAAUUCAAGGUAAACAUAUUGCCAUCCACACUUCGAUUUUGGACGACAAAGUUUCUGCAAUGGAACUAUUACAGCUUUAUGCAAGUAUCUUGAAGGAACGGUUCGCAAAUUAUGUCAAAGAAAUAUUAAGCGAGAUUGCAAUUCCAGCAAUCGAUUUUUACUUGCAUGAUGGUGUUCGUGCCACUGGUGCAUCUUUAAUUCCAAUUCUGUUAAAUUGCUUAGUUAGUGCUUCUGGAUCCCAAAACGAAGAAAUAUUACAAUUGUGGCAAUUUGCCUCCGCUAAAUUAAUUGGUGGCAUCAAUACCGAACCAAUGUUAGAGAUCACCCAAGCUUACCAUACCGCUUUGGUAGACGGUAUGACCGUGAUGAGCAAUGUUUCUCUCAAUGAAGAACUAUUGCCUCAAUACGUAAAGGGUGUUACUAAUAACUUGAGCGAUGUCUUUGAAAGGAUUAAGGAACGUCAUAAUGAGGCUGAUGAAUAUAAUGAAGGCCUUGAUGACGAACUUGACGAAUUUACCGACGAAGAUUUACUAGAUGAAAUUAAUAAAUCUCUUUCAUCUAUAAUGAAAACUUCUGGUCAAACAUUCUUGCCAUACAUUCAGAUAAUAUGGCCAUUGAUCCAAACUUACUUACAAGACACUGAAGUUAUUUUAUUACUUUUCUCACUUGUAGCAAUUGGUGAUAUCAUACAAUAUUAUGGGGAUGUUACAGCCUCUUUCAAAGAUUCUUUCAUUGAAAAAGUCAAAUCAUUCCUCGUUUCACCAGAACCACAACUACGUCAAGCAUCCGCAUACAUUAUCGGUGUAUGUGCUCAAUUUGCACCAAAUACAUAUGGAGAAAUUUGCGUCUCAUCACUAGAAACUUUGCUGCAAGUCAUCAAUAUUCCUGAAGCUAAGAAUGAAGAGAACCAAUCUGCUACCGAAAAUGCUAGUGCUGCAAUUGCUAAGAUUCUUUAUGCAUUCAAUUCAAACAUCCCAAAGGUUGAUGAAUAUACUUCUACGUGGUUCAAAUCUUUGCCAACUACUGUUGAUGAAGAGGCCGCUUCCUUCAACUACAUGUAUUUAAGUCACCUUAUUGAUUCCAAUUCCCCUAUAAUCUGUGAGCCUUCUAAUAUUCCAAUUAUUGUUAAUAACGUCGUUUUAGCUUUACAUCAUAAGUCAAUUGGUGGCAAAACUGCCGAGCUUGUAGUAGGAUCAUUAAAGAAAUUACUAAGUACAUUACCACAGAACGAUGCUAUGGCCAUGCUUCAAAGAUAUCCAGAUGAUUACAUGCAAACUAUUCAGCGUUGGUUUUCCUAA
Molecule: messenger RNA, 3276 nt
Organism: Kazachstania africana CBS 2517
Lineage: Eukaryota; Fungi; Ascomycota; Saccharomycetes; Saccharomycetales; Saccharomycetaceae
Gene: PSE1
Product: importin PSE1
Exons: 1
Coding region: 1-3276 (1091 amino acids)
Biological process (GO): protein import into nucleus
Cellular component (GO): cytoplasm; nucleus
Molecular function (GO): nuclear import signal receptor activity
Source: RefSeq, a predicted model, not a curated record